Molecule: messenger RNA, 2073 nt
Organism: Nerophis lumbriciformis (worm pipefish)
Lineage: Eukaryota; Metazoa; Chordata; Actinopteri; Syngnathiformes; Syngnathidae
Source: RefSeq, a predicted model, not a curated record
AUGCUAAAACAGUUCUCCGCACUGAUCACUAGAAGACUUUCCUCUUUUCAUAAUGACAGCAUCUUCCAAGUUCAACCUUCAGUUUUGCAAGCAUUGGCUGAAACCCGCCCGGUGGUGGCGCUAGAGAGCACUAUCAUCACUCACGGCAUGCCCUAUCCUCACAAUCUUAGCACUGCCAGAGAGGUGGAAGCCAUCGUCAUGGCCCAAGACGCCACCCCUGCCACUGUCGGGGUGAUUAAGGGCAGAGUUCACAUCGGUCUGUCCGCGGAGGAAUUGGACUUCUUGGCUCGGUGUGAUAACUCUGUCAAAAUUUCCCGGCGUGACCUGCCAUAUGUGGUUAGCCAAGGGCUUUCUGGUGGGACAACAGUGUCGGCCACUAUGAUAGCAGCACAGCGAGCUGGUAUCUCUGUAUUUGUCACUGGAGGCAUUGGGGGAGUGCACAGAGAUGGAGAGAAUAGUCUGGAUAUCAGUGCUGAUCUAACAGAACUGGGCAGGACUCCUAUUGCUGUCGUGUCUGCUGGAAUCAAGUCCAUUCUAGACAUUGGACGCACUUUGGAGUUCCUAGAGACGCAGGGUGUUUGUGUCGCCACUUAUGGACCAUCAAAGGAUUUCCCAGCCUUUUUCUCCCCACUAAGUGGUUUCACCUCCCCGUACCAAGUCAGCGACCCUGACAAGGCCGCGCAACUCAUAGAAAGUGCUUUGACACUAAGUGUCAACAAUGGUGUGCUAAUAGCUGUGCCCAUCCCACAAGAGCACGCAGCAGCAGGCCAGCAAAUAGAACAAGCAAUACAGACAGCCAUAGCUGAGGCAAGUGGUCAGCGUAUCACAGGAAGAGACGUGACACCAUUCAUUCUCCAAAGGGUUAACGAGCUGACGCAAGGAAAGUCCCUUCAAGCCAACAUUGCACUCAUUCAUAACAACGCUAAAAUUGGCAGCCAGAUAGCCUGUGCGCUUUCAAAGCGGAUGAAAAAAAGAAAGUCAAGCAGCGUAGCACAUCAUCCCUCGAAACAAUCUGAAUCUGAUAUUGUUGUCAUCGGGGGUAUAAAUGUGGAUUUUAUUGCAAAAGGAAAAACGAAAAGUCUUCUAUUUGGACAGACAAACCCAGGAAGUGUUAGUCAGUCAUAUGGAGGCGUAGGACGAAACAUCGCUGAUUGUCUGAGUCGUCUGGGCCAUCAGCCGAUGUUCAUCUCAGUCACUGGUGCCGAUUCUCACAGUGAUGCCGUCUUCAACUACUGCAAACAUAUGAACACAAGUGGCGUGAUGAGGUUGGAAGGCCAAAGUACAGCAACUUACUGUGCCGUGAUCACUGAAAAUGGAGAACUCAGUCUCGGAUUGGGUGACAUGGAUAUUCACCAGCAAAUAACAGAACAAUAUGUUUCCCAGUUUGAGAAGCAGCUUUUGUCAUCCACCCUGGUGUGUCUUGAUGGAAACAUCCCAACCUCCACCAUCAAAUACGUUUGCUCUGUCGCAAAAGAGCACAACAUCAACGUUUGGUAUGAACCAACAGAUUCAGAAAAAGCUUCUAAGCCCUUUCUGUCUGACGCCUGGAAGUCGUUGUCCUACGCAUCUCCCAACCUGGCAGAAUUGUGUACCAUGAACAAAACACUUGGCCUCCAAACACCUGAUGUGCUUCCAAACUCACUGGAGCAGGUACUGAGUUUGGCUGUGGACCUCUCACGCCCCCUGCUGGAGCAUCUCCACUGUUUAGUGGUGACCCUGGGGGAGAAUGGUGUGUUGGUGUGUGGUGAGCACCAUGCAGGUUCUGUCAACCUUAAACUAAGGAAACAGAAAAAGACAGGGAAACUAUGUGCGGUCCACUACCCAGCGCUGAGUGUAGCAGCCCAUGAAACGAUGAACGUCUCAGGAGCUGGAGAUAGUUUUGCAGGGGCGCUGAUUGCUGGGAUUAUACAGGGUCGAGACACGGAUGCUUGCGUUCGGAUGGGUCUUCUCGCCGCACGCCUGUCCCUUACAUCACCGCAUCCAAUCGCCCCUGUGCUGACUACACACUCUGUCGACCCCGACUGCAUCCAAAAUCACAGCUGGCCUAAACCGGCAUUUAUGUGGGUUGCCUGA